UCUCUCUCUCUCUCUCUCUCUCUCUCUCUCUCUCUCUCUCUCUCUCUCUCUCUCUCUCUCUCUCUCUCUCCACUUUGUUCCAACUAUCCUUGGGAAUGUCCUAUGGUUGCGGUUGGUAGUCUGAACGUGCACACAAGUAGAAGGCUCCUUUCUCUUCUUUAAUAUGAUGGACGAUCACCACUGACAGGCUGCAUGGCUGGCAGGACUUAUUGCUUCCUCUCUACGACAAGGCAAUAUGCCCUCUCUUUCAUAUCCACAUCCCUGGGGAAAGCUUGGAGAGGGGACUCCUUGUAUCAGGUAUGACUGCUGUUUCCCCCGAGCAAUUGUCCAGCGAAGAGAUCUGUACCGUGCCUCGUGAAGCAAGAACUCAGAGAAACCCUUCUUCUAUGCACCGAAGGACAUCUCUGUGAACUGCCGUCACACGUUCUUUGCGUUUCUGCCCACUUGCCCUGCAAGCGACUCGCUGGCAUGAUGAUAUGAGAUGUCGUCUUGGCUCCGGAUAUUGUUUGAGGCAGACAUUUGCAGUGGGUUGAGGGGUCCAUAGAAUGUAGCUCACUCACAGGCUGCCAUCUCUGCUCGAUGGAACAUCAGCAAGUGUGAAUAUCGGAGGAAGGAUUCUCUCUGCGUUGGCGUGCGUCCACAAUAAAGAAGAGAUGUUGGAGGGGGCGUGUAUGCAACAGCAUGCAUGUGAGUGGUGCUCCAUUGGACAUUCAGUCGGGAUUUGGUAAGAUGAAGGCAACAGGAAGGAAGAGGCGUGAGUUCUUUCAGCCUGAAGAAGCCUGAGGAUAAUGGAUGGAGCCGACACAAAAGCUGUCUGGGAUGAGAUGACCAUGUCUGGGAGGAGAUGACCAUGGUGUGAACCCGCUGCGAAAAAGGGUAUAGUCUCUGCUUCCGAUAGAAGUGCCGAGCACAAAGUCGUACACUAUCUAGUCUGCCGUCCUUGCCCGAGUUUCCUUCUUGGCGGGAGCAACAGCCUGGAGCCUGUUGGUUCGGUGCAUAUAGUCACGAUCUGCUGUGCGGUAUGGUUGGACCCUUUGCCGCCAACCUGUGGGAGUAAAUGUCUUGUCGAUGUGUCAGAGUCAACCGACCGUCCAAUCUGCCGAAAUGAUUUGCGAAUUUUGUUCACGUUACAUCUGUCGAUCCUUGUUGGUUGUAAUUGUAUGAACCCCAUCUUGCUUGGGGAGGAGGUAAGGCGAAAAUGGAUUUCGAUUUCGAUUCUCGAAUAGUCCACGGGGUGUGGAGAAUCAACUCUACUCCGGAAGGAGUGAGAGAUGAUAUGAUAUGAAGGAGUGAGAGAUGAUAUGAUAUGGAGGUGUUCCUCUUGACGAAAUGAAAUGCGUGGACUCGGUUAUAUUGGUAGCGGAGUGUGCGACCGUCGUCACACGUGCUUUCGUCGUAUGCAUGUGGAUGUUGUGGAAUAUGCAGUGGAUAUGGAAAAGGGGCAGAAAGGACGAGGUGUGUAAUUAUUGUAUGGCCACUAUUGCAGGGCUAGUCUAAGCAUCGUUUGCGCCUUUUAGCGUUCUUAUUGCUGUUUAUGCUGGUUGCAUUGUCGUUUAUCGGCUUUUGUCUGAUCGACAAGAAUGUCUCACUGGCAAGGAGUGCCGCAAGAGUGCCCACACAUCGGUUCCCCACUCGAAUCGACUCAGAUUUUGGCCUUCUGCACCGAGGGUCCCAGAAUCGUAGGGUCAGUCAGUCUCAGUUGGUUUGAAACUCUGCAGCCUUGCGCAUGGACACCGGCAGGGCAUUAGAAUGACCCACUGCUGGACACACACCCCCUUGGGAUGACGCAGGUUGAGAGGUUGACUUGACGAAGUCUGGAAGGCACGUACUGUUUUGUGAGUAAUGGGGAGUGGUGGCGAACAGAAUGGUAACUGGCACGGCGGCAACGGUGGCGGUAACGGUGGAGGAGGUAAUUGGAAUGGAGGCAAUGGAGGUGGCUUUGGAGGUGGUGGUAACGGCGGAGGCGGGGGUAACUGGAAUGGCGGCCAUAACGGCGGCGGGGGCAAUUGGAACGGAGGUAACGGCAAUGGUGGCGGAGGGGGUGGAAACGGAAAUGGUGGGAAUGGAGGAAAUUGGAAUAACGGGGGUCGAGGAAACUGGAACAACGGCGGGAACUGGAACAAUGGUGGUAGCAAUGGCAACGGUGGUGGAGGUGGUGGUGGGGACUGGAGAAGAUCGGCUAGAUGCUACAACUGCAACCAGAUGGGCCAUAUCAGCCGUGAGUGUAACGCUCCUCGGCAGAAUCAAGGCGGCGGGAAUUGGAACGACAGCGGUGGGGGAGCAAGUUGGAAUGGGAACAACGGUGGAGAAGGAUGGCAGCCUCAUCCUAACGAAGGAGCCAGCAGCUCUUCUUCCGCAGGUGUACCGGCGAAUGUCAUCGGCAUUAGCAAGGACCUGGAGGAAUCCUUGAAGGCUGUGUGUUUGUUCUCGAAAAGGCAGAUUGAGCUGGAGGAACGACGCGAGACCGAGAAACGUGAAUCAGAGGAACGUAGAAAACGUUUGGAGGAUGAAAGAUUAGCAAGAGAGGAGAAGAACCGUGCUGAACUUGAGAGGAAGAAGGCGAAGGAGAAGAAGGAGGCCGACAGGGAUUGGAAGUUGGAGAAACUGUUGGCUAAGCAGAAGGAGACUAUGAGGGAAGAAUUUGAAAUAAUGUUUGAUAAAAAGUUGCGCAAGGCAGUCGUGUCUGAGAAAGCAGUGAAAGGGAAGGCGCCGAUGGUGGAGUCGAGCUCUGAUGAGGAAGAAGACCUGCAGGAGGAACGCCUGGAGAAGCGCAAGAGGCAAUCAGCUCCAGUCUGCCAAGCAAGCCCUCCGACGGAGUCGCCGUCCAAGAUGGGGAGAGCGGCUAUGCCCGCUCCUCCCGUUACCCCAAGACCGGGGCCAUCCCCUCGGUUACGAGUCCCACAGAGGGGUGGACGAAGUGGGGAUGUACAGCUUGGUUAUCCAUACCAGGACUCUAGUCUCUGGGAGGGAGCACCGACGGCGGAUGAUUAUCUGACAACGAAUGCUUUCCGUAAAGCAAUCCGGAAGUAUCUCAGUAAGAAGCUGAAGCCGACCAUGGAAGAGAUGUGCAGGGAGGCGGGGAUUGUGUAUAGGGGAAGACCCGAUGCAGUGGACGAGGUAAUCGAGAUACGGGUGAUGUACUUCAGUAUUGAACCAACGCAACCAGCUGUACCAGUCCAGCCACGGGCGGUCACACCAAGACCACGAGGAGGUGGAAUCGUCAUUAGGGAAAUGCAUGAGGAACCCCGUGCACGAGAAUUACCUGCUCCGGGGUCAGAACCAGGGAGCAGUGACCAGCAGAUCGAUCGCCCAUUGGAGUGAACUAGGUAAGUACGUAGAGCUGCGAAGGCUA
This is a messenger RNA of Chara braunii, 3352 nucleotides long. The record is from the annotation of a GenBank genome assembly. NCBI's taxonomy places the organism in Eukaryota, Viridiplantae, Streptophyta, Charophyceae, Charales, Characeae.